Messenger RNA from Gastrolobium bilobum, 1749 nucleotides. RefSeq names its product 26S proteasome non-ATPase regulatory subunit 8 homolog A-like. Gene Ontology annotation, cellular component: nucleus; proteasome regulatory particle; proteasome regulatory particle, lid subcomplex. The record is from RefSeq and is a predicted model, not a curated record. The transcript has 7 exons. The coding region runs from base 692 to 1495 and encodes 267 amino acids. Gene Ontology annotation, biological process: proteasome-mediated ubiquitin-dependent protein catabolic process. NCBI's taxonomy places the organism in Eukaryota, Viridiplantae, Streptophyta, Magnoliopsida, Fabales, Fabaceae.
AUAUGUGCGCGCGCACGUCUGUGUGUGCGAAGAGCAAAAACCAUAAGAAAAUUGCGUGGCACGAAAGGGGUGACAUAUCCAUUGUAUUUUACAAAGUAACAAAAAAAAAACUAUAAAAAUAAAGACAUAGCAGAUCAAUUUUCUCUUUCAUGGAUUUCCAAAUUCCACCUCAUUCAACUUUCGUCAACUGAAGCCCCAAUAUUAAAUUAACAAUGAAAGUUUUAUCCCAUAAUUUUGAGGCAUAGAGCAGCUCAAACUCAUUCUCAUCAUCACAACCAACAUCUUCAAACUCACUCUCACAUGCGAAAACUCGACCCAGAAUACAAAAUUUGAAAACCUAACCGAGACUCGAACAAGCACCCAGUGUACAGAGGUGUUCGCAUGCGAAAUUGGGGUUUUCAAAAGCUAAAUCCACGGCGGCUCAGGCCGCUGAUCAUGGCCGGAGCAGAAGCAACCCGGGAAAAAAAUGGGUUUGGUUUAGACAGAUCAUGAGCUUCUUGCUUUGCGUGAGAUGAAAGUAGAGAAGGAUCUUCGUAUUCAGAGCCUUUUCGAUUUGGGGAUUUAUCUAUAGGAGCUACUUUGUCGUUGGAUAGGCCACAAAUUCAAUGGUAGAGCUGCUAACGCUGUUCCCAUCGUCGUUGUCGUUUGUCUCUGUUGUGGUUGUCGUUGGGGCGAAGAAAACGCACUAGAGAUGGAUCCGAAGCUAAGAGAGGUUUCUCAGCUCUUCGAUCGCUUUAAGGCUGCGUUUCUCAGGAACGACUAUGAUACCUGUUCCAAUCUCCUUUCCCAGCUUAAGGUGUUGCUAACAGACUUCAGAAGCCUUCCACCCUUGUUUGCUGAUACACCUAAUGCCAUUCAUGAGUUGACAUUAGCAAGGGAUAUAUACGAGCAUGCUGUUGUCCUUAGUGUGAAAAUCGAGGAUCAGGAUGCCUUCGAGAGGGAUUUCUUUCAGUUGAAACCUUAUUAUACAGAUGCCUGUAACCGUCUUCCACCAUCUUCUCAGGAGUACCCAAUACUAGGUCUCAACCUGUUGAGACUACUUGUGCAGAAUAGGAUUGCUGAAUUCCAUACUGAGUUGGAAUUGCUUUCAUCCACCGCUCUAGAGAAUCCUUGCAUUAAGCAUGCUGUGGAGUUGGAGCAAUCUUUUAUGGAAGGUGCCUACAAUCGUGUCUUGAGUGCUCGACAGACAGUGCCACAUGAUACAUAUGUUUAUUUCAUGGAUCUUUUGGCUAAGACCGUCAGAGAUGAAAUAGCAGGAUGCAGUGAGAGGGCAUAUGACUAUAUUUCAAUUAAGGAUGCUAGACAAAUGUUGUUGUUCUCCUCAGACCAGGAACUCUUGGAAUAUAUUAAAGAGGAGCAUCCUGAGUGGGAGAUAAAAAAUGGUUGUCUCUUUUUCGAAAAGGCAAAAGAAUCUACACCAUACAAAGAAAUACCUUCUCUGCAACUCAUCAACCAAACACUUAGUUAUGCUAGGGAGUUGGAGAGGAUUGUCUGAAAAGAAAUGCAAUGGCUUUUGUGUCUCUAAAAUUUCUAGGUGUUAAUACUAUCUCAUGAAAUUGUUUAUUUCUGAUGCAACGCGGAACUAAAAAAAUUUUAGUCUCUCUAUUUUGGUCAUUUAGGUGGCUGUAUAAUUUGUUGGGAUAUUUUUUUAUUCCUAUAGUUGAGCUAUGGGAAAAUAGAAAAAAAGAGUAAAUAUCUUUUUUGGUCCUCAGAAAAUUUCACGAGGCCCGUUUUAGUCCCUAGCAAAUA